Anolis sagrei ordinatus is the source of this 1924-nucleotide messenger RNA. RefSeq names its product histidine--tRNA ligase, cytoplasmic. The record is from RefSeq and is a predicted model, not a curated record. Gene Ontology annotation, cellular component: cytosol; mitochondrion; cytoplasm. Gene Ontology annotation, biological process: histidyl-tRNA aminoacylation; mitochondrial translation. Lineage: Eukaryota; Metazoa; Chordata; Lepidosauria; Squamata; Anolidae. Gene Ontology annotation, molecular function: ATP binding; histidine-tRNA ligase activity; RNA binding.
UGCGGUAUAGGCUGGCACUGAGCAGAGUCGCCGCUUCUUUGCAUCUUGGUGGCCGGGCGGCGCGGAGGCCAUGGCGGAGGGGGAGUCGGCGCUGAGGGCGCAGGCGGAGCUGGUUCGGCGCCUCAAGCAGGAAAAAGCCAGCCAGGAGGAGAUUGCAGAACAGGUUGCAAAGCUCUUGCAAAUGAAGGCAACCAUAUGCCCAGAGGAUGGGAAGCAUAAGUUUGUGCUCAAGACACCAAAGGGAACUAGGGACUAUAGUCCGAAGCAGAUGGCCAUCCGAGAGAGGGUCUUCAGCAUCAUCAUCAAUUGCUUCAAACGCCAUGGAGCUGAAACAAUAGAUACGCCAGUGUUUGAACUCAAGGAAACAUUGACAGGGAAAUAUGGAGAAGACUCCAAGCUCAUCUAUGAUUUGAAAGACCAAGGGGGAGAACUUCUGUCUCUUCGCUAUGAUUUGACUGUCCCAUUUGCACGUUACUUGGCUAUGAACAAAAUCACCAAUAUUAAACGCUACCAUAUUGCUAAAGUCUACAGACGGGACAAUCCAGCCAUGACCCGGGGCCGCUACAGAGAGUUCUAUCAGUGUGACUUUGACAUUGCUGGCCAGUACGAUGCCAUGAUUCCUGAUGCAGAGUGUCUGAAGAUUGUGCAUGAGAUUCUGAGUGCCUUACAAAUAGGAGAAUUUUGCAUUAAGGUCAAUGACCGGCGUAUCCUUGAUGGGAUGUUUGCAGUUUGUGGUGUUCCAGAUAGCAAAUUCCGGACCAUUUGCUCUACUGUAGACAAACUAGAUAAGAUGAGCUGGGAGGAUGUGAAAAAUGAGAUGGUCGGCGAGAAAGGACUCUCACCAGAAAUUGCAGAUAAUAUUGGUGGAUAUGUAAAGCUUCACGGUGGCCUGAGUCUGAUUGAACAGUUGCUCCAUGACCAAAAAUUGAUGCAGAACAAACAAGCCAUGGAAGGUCUUGGGGAGAUGAAGUUGCUUUUUGAGUACUUAGCCCUUUUUGGCAUUUCAGACCAGGUCUCCUUUGACCUGAGUUUGGCUCGUGGCUUGGAUUACUACACAGGAGUCAUCUAUGAGGCUGUCCUCCUGCAGCAGCAAAACGACCAUACAGAGGAGUCUGUUGGCGUGGGCAGCGUGGCUGGAGGUGGCCGUUAUGAUGGACUAGUAGGGAUGUUUGACCCCAAGGGACGGAAGGUGCCCUGUGUGGGAGUCAGCAUCGGCAUUGAGCGGAUCUUUUCCAUCAUGGAACAAAAGGUGGAGGCUUCAGAGGAGAAGAUCCGGACAACAGAGACCCAGGUGCUUGUGGCAUCUGCUCAGAAGAAGCUCCUUGAAGAAAGGCUGAAGCUUGUGUCUGAACUCUGGGAUUCAGGAAUCAAGGCAGAGAUGUUGUAUAAGAAAAACCCAAAGCUACUGAAUCAGUUGCAAUACUGUGAGGAAACUGGAAUUCCUCUUGUAGCCAUUCUGGGAGAGCAAGAGCUAAAGGAUGGAGUGGUCAAACUGAGAGAUGUAGCGACAAGAGAAGAGGUGGAUAUUUGCAGAGGAAAACUGGUUGAGGAAAUCAAAAGAAGAACAUGUUGUCAACCCUAGAAAUCCGAUUUGCUGAUUUUCCUUAUUAAGGUCGUCUGUAUCCGUCAGAACGGCAAAUCGGUUUUGCCUAUAAAGAAGCUGUAUUUAUUUUAUUGUGAAGGUCUUUUUCAUCAGGCUUGUGCAAUGAUGGGCUGUACAUUUUUUUAAAGAACUUUUAUGUAAGGUUUCUGGAAGACACCAUCUGAUACAUGAGCAGUUAAUGACUUUGCAGCGAUGGUUCACAGUCAAUGCUGCUCUAUUUCAGCAUGCCUGCCCAGCAGGGUUUCCUUGUUUCAACUUAGAAAUUCAUAAUUUUGAAAAAUAUUAUUGGGAACUUCAAAUAAAAUAUAUUCCUGCCCUAUG